Suillus clintonianus is the source of this 1514-nucleotide messenger RNA. Its product is annotated as kinase-like domain-containing protein. Bases 43 to 1407 code for a protein of 454 amino acids. Gene Ontology annotation, molecular function: ATP binding; protein kinase activity. The transcript is spliced from 7 exons. The record is from RefSeq and is a predicted model, not a curated record. Lineage: Eukaryota; Fungi; Basidiomycota; Agaricomycetes; Boletales; Suillaceae. Gene Ontology annotation, biological process: spliceosomal complex assembly; regulation of mRNA processing; protein phosphorylation.
GAGAAAACUACGAGACUCAUCAAGAUUCACCGACUUCAGGUGAUGUUUGUCGUAGCUAACUCACUUCGUUGCGCUCUACGGAAGACCAUACAUCGUACUAUUCCUCGCUUUACUUCCACGUCUACAUCACUAGCUCGCGAUGUUCAAAGAACUUGGAACGAUUUGCCGGUCCGUGUACAGCCUGAGAUCAACGACAAAGACGACGGGGGACAAUUUGUGUUUGACGAAGAGCCACUUGCGCUCUCGCCUGAGAAAGGUUUCGGAUAUUACCCCAUCACCUUGGGACAGCAGUUAGGAGAAGGAAAGCUUGAGAUUGUGAGAAAGCUUGGAUGGGCCGGUCAUUCCAGUGUCUGGCUCGCACGCACCCUGGGAAACGCAUAUCCAGCGAAAUAUGUUGCCGUCAAGGUUCUUACAGUCAACGCAACUGCAGGUGUGGUGCGAGGAUUUUUAUGUGAGGUGGACUCGCUUAGGACCAUCAAAACGGCUAAUCCUGAUCACCCCGGCUACCAACACUGCCUUAAUCUCUACGAAGUGCUCACUGAUAAGAGCCGACACGGUCCUCACAUAUGCCUCGUCACCAACAUUCUGGGAGAGAACAUGCACCGUCUCGGCAGGCUGCAACCUAACAAGCGUGUAUUCCCUCUUGCUGUCGCUAAACGUAUAGUCAAACAGACACUUCUUGCUCUGGACUACCUUCACCGCGAGUGCGGCUUCGUACACACAGAUGUGAAACCAGACAACGUUCUAGUUUGUGUAGACUACGAAGAUGAAGCCAUAACUCGCGUCCUUCAAGAAACGCCAUCCGCCACAUAUGAACCUCGUUUCGAACCCACUUUAUCUCCUGAUCCUAUCAUCACAGUCAAGACGCAGCCACUCCCCAAUCUCGGUCUUCGAGAAGAUGCGAGCAACCUCAAGGUUUGCUUGAUUGAUUUUGGUCACGCACUUCCCGCCAAAGAGCCCCUAGCGGGACUGGCUCAAAUCGGUCUCCUUCGCGCACCAGAAGUUAUUCUUGGACAUGAGUGGUCUACACCCAUCGACAUAUGGUCCAUGGGGUGUUUGGCUUUCGAAUACCUGACUGGUGCACCUAUGAUUCUACUCUCGGAGUCCCCUUCCAUCAGCAUGGAGAAUCUCCAUCUUCAGAGAAUCCUUGAACAUAUUGGUCCUUUCCCACCUAGCUUUUUAGAACGAUGCCAACGCAGGGCUGAUUUCUUUGACGAACAAGGAUCACUCCGCGUUCAUAAUCUGAUCCCUCAAUCAAUGGAAAGUUGUCUCCGAGCAUAUAAGGUUAUGGGCGAGAAGGAUAUAUCCUCUGCUGCUGCCUUUAUUCGGAAGUGUUUAACUAUUGAUCCCCACGCACGACCUACGGCCUUGGAACUACUAGACGAUGAGUGGCUCAAAAACGCAUGAGAUGGCGGCGUGGACCUGUCGGAAGUAACAACGAAGUCUGUCAAGUGGUUUGUGUAAGAUUGACGAUGAACGAGCCUUAGACUGCUGACUUUUGUUUCAAGUAUUUC